Aphanomyces invadans is the source of this 1023-nucleotide messenger RNA. RefSeq lists its product as hypothetical. Lineage: Eukaryota; Oomycota; Saprolegniomycetes; Saprolegniales; Verrucalvaceae. The coding region runs from base 32 to 748 and encodes 238 amino acids. The transcript is spliced from 4 exons. The record is from RefSeq and is a predicted model, not a curated record.
GGCACUUGGAGAAAGUCGGCGCACCGCCGGCAUGGACGGAUCGGCGCCAAAGAGCAAGCUUCUCGAGGCAAAGCAGAGGCGAAAAGACGUGUCGAGCGACGCGACGUUGCUGCAGAAUCGCAUUGCCCUGUUGAAGGCGGAAGAAGCGCGCGCAUGGAAGAAGAUUGAACAGACCAAGAAGCGCGCGAUGGAGCUCGUCAAGUUGCGCCAGGAAAAGGAGAACUACGCUCGCGAGCGCACGGCUCUCAUGACGAAUGCGGAGCGAGAAUUGCAAGCGCAACAACAGAUGAAGCGAGAGCUUGUGCUUGCUUCGGAGAAGAAGGAGAUCGAUCAGCAGAUCCUCGAACAGAAGCGGUCCGAUGCACAGCAACUCAAGGAAGAUAAGCAGAAGUGGCGGCAGUUCACGGAAAACAAGAAGCGCCUCGAGUUGGAGGAAGCCGUGCGUCGUCGAGAGGAUGUGCUCAAGCAAGAAAACCAACUCAAGCGCGCGCGCCAGGUCAAACAGAUGGAAGUCGAGCGCGCCAACAAAGAGCGCGCAGACAGCAUCAUCCGCCGAGAAGAGCAAGCGUGCUUGGACAAAGAACAGGAAGUGCAAGAAAUGGAACGGCUCGAAAUGGAGCUCAUCCAGCGCCUGCGCAACACGCAGCAUCUCCAGAAACAAGCGUACGAAGAGCUCGAGCAAGCUCUCAGUGGCGGCUCGACGUCCAUCAUGCCCCAGGCCAGCGUCUCCACGAGAAGCCAAGUAUAAACAAGAGAUUCUGCUAAAUUCGUGUCGACGGCUGUGCUGCUGUAGUGCAAAGCCCAUCGCAUAGCUUCGCCUUGAACUCUCGACAACGUCAUGCUUCUGACGAACUGCGGCGGGAUCAGCCCGUGGUCGCUCGUCUGGAGCGCGGCACAAUCUGCCAUCGGCAUUUUCAUGCCUUGCCACCUCUCAAUCGGAGUCGAUACAAUCUCCAUCGACGGCAACCGAUACGCACCGGUCGUCGGGCAGCCUCUGUGUAUUAAUUUGACUCGAGUUUCCAC